AUGCUCAGUUUUGCUUUGUCCCGCUCCAAUGCUGAAGCCAUGCCAGAAGCUCCUGAGAAGGAGGAAAAUUUUCAGGAAAGCCCGGUGCAUGCUGCACCCUCGCCACAGGCGGCUCCUGCAUUGGAGCUCCCACACCUGCGGCCUGAGCCGGUUGAAGCGACAAGCUCGGGAAGUAUGGAAGUUUCUGCAGCCGAACUGACCGCCUUUCGUGAAUGGCAAGCUUUGCAGUCGAAGCAGCCACCGACAGGGUCUGCACCACCCUCGCCACCGAAGAAGCAGAAGGUCGAAGAUGAGGAAGACAUGCUUGAAUUCCAAGUCGAGCUUGACAUCAACUUUGCCGACCUGGGCCCGGAGUUGCAAAACAAACUUAAGACAUCCAAGAGUGCCAGCCGAGAUUUCCUCGCUAUCCACACGACUGACCGGUGCUACAACCCAGCUGACGGCACGUGGGAUGAACAGACCACGGCCAAAAAGAGAGAUUUUGGAAGUACAUUGGACAGAGCUAUUCCACACCUCACCGCCGAAGACAAUGUGCAGCAAGCAAUGCUGCAGUACCACCAGCGCAGCGUUCUCCUCUCCUGGACCAGCCACACCUUUGCUGCGACACUCAAUAGCUUGGACAGAAGUAAAGCCAACAAGACCAUCCUGCUCAUGGACCUGCCGCCACUUUUCAACGAGAAGAGUUUGGACACCAACAGUGGCUACUACCUUCAACUGGCAGGUAUGUCCUGGAAUGAUAUUGCUGCUUUGCACAAUCACAUGGUCAGCUCUCAGGCAGCUGUGGUUCGCAUCGAGUUCGUGACCGAGACCCAGGCCGACACUUUCCGAGACACUAUGCGGCAAGGCCUCCGCUACUGGAGAGACCCUCAGUGCCAGGACUGCAAAAUUCGUAUUGAGCAGGACCUACCAGUGGACGACCGCGUGGCCAUGCAGCUGUAUUUAGCCCUUCUUGAUGUUUUUGUCCGAAUUGUGAGCUAUGUUCUGGACCCUCGCUUUUCGAGGUGCUAUUCCUGCCUACUAUUGGUACAUGACCGCUUCUACGAUCAGGCACUGAAACGUGCCACAGCUGACCGCACAACUGUGCAACGAGCUUCCUUCGACAAGGCUUUCGACCUCACCACCGCAGUUUCUCCACAGGCUUUCCCGCACACAGUGAUGCCGGUUAGGAUCUCGGAUGAUCUAGCUUCUAUGCUUCAGUCUCACCCAAUGCUGCCCUUGCAGGGCGCUGGCGGCAUGACCGCCCUGACGGCCCAGGCUUUCUUAGACCAGGGUUAUGAUGAUUACGGCAAUGGGUCCACAAAGGCCAAGGGCUUCGGAAAAGGUAAACAGGCCCCAAAACGCAAUGACUGCCAAGACUCUUGGAAACCCGAGAUGGGCAAUAAGCGCAGCACCUCCUCGUACCAAGGAUGGGCUCAGAAACAAGGAGGAUGGUCGGACUACCAAGGAUCCCAGAAAGGAGGCCAGAAAGGCAACCAGAAGGGCCAAGCUAAGGGUGCUUGGAAGGAGAGAGAUCAUGACUCCCGAACGAAGUGGAAGAAGGAUGAUGAUCAGGAUAACCAUGAUAGUUGGGGUUCCGGCUGGAAAUCCUGG
This is a messenger RNA of Symbiodinium necroappetens, 1590 nucleotides long. The record is from the annotation of a GenBank genome assembly. NCBI's taxonomy places the organism in Eukaryota, Dinophyceae, Suessiales, Symbiodiniaceae.